UCUCCGCCGCGCCCGCGCCGCCCCUGCCGGGCUCCCGCGGCUGGCGGGUGGGCUGCUGACUCGGGACACGUGCGAGCCAGAGGGAGUCGGAGCCCUGCGAGGCUGCCUGUGCCAUGGAUUCUAAGGUCAGCAAUGGUUCAGGCCUCCAGGAUGAGCACAUCACAAACUUGCUGGUGUUUGGCUUCCUCCAAAACUGCUCCAACUGUCAUUUCUACAAAGAGCUGGAGGUGUUGGGCCACGAACUGCCCGCGCAAGUUUACCUGCAGGGGGACCAUGACGAACUGCAGACAGAUGGCAACCGGUGCAGCCGCUUCGUGGGAAGAGGGGAGACAGAUUCUGAGAGUCAAGAGGAGAUAAUCCAGGAUAUCGCCAGGCAACUUGCCCAAAUAGGGGACAGGAUGGACCGCAGCAUCCACCCAAGACUGGUGAAUAACCUGGCAAUGCAGUUUAUGAACGUGAACCUGUCAGAGGAAGACAGAAGACAGUGCCUCACUACUGCGCUGGAGCAGGCCAUGCAGACUUACCCUAGAGACAUGGAGAAGGAGAAGACCAUGCUGAUGUUGUCCAUGCUGUUGGCAAAAAAGGUGGCCGAUCACACACCAUCUUUGCUCCGUGAUGUCUUUCGCACAACAGUGAACUUUAUUAACCAGAACCUACUCGCCUAUGUGAGGAACUUAGUCAGAAAUGAGAUGGAUUGAAUGGAUGACUCUGCAAAAGCAUUACUGGUUAAAACUUGGUAUGUUGACAGCAGUAUAGCUGCCUUCAACGGAAAUGAAGACAUUGCCACUUAAAGUUCUUAGACAGGAGAUGCGCAAGAUAAUAGCUAUUUAUUUCUCACUAUUUUAAAGAUGAUGUUUUAAGCUGGUGACCCAUUUAGGAAUCUCUACAUUAAUAUACUUGAAUGAAACUGUCAACUUGCACAUAUUUGAAUGUUUCAUACCAUCUUCUAAAU
This is a messenger RNA of Ceratotherium simum simum (southern white rhinoceros), 952 nucleotides long. RefSeq names its product BH3 interacting domain death agonist (gene BID). Gene Ontology annotation, biological process: apoptotic mitochondrial changes; positive regulation of intrinsic apoptotic signaling pathway; positive regulation of extrinsic apoptotic signaling pathway. The record is from RefSeq and is a predicted model, not a curated record. NCBI's taxonomy places the organism in Eukaryota, Metazoa, Chordata, Mammalia, Perissodactyla, Rhinocerotidae. Gene Ontology annotation, cellular component: cytosol; mitochondrion; cytoplasm.